Grus americana (Whooping crane) is the source of this 905-nucleotide messenger RNA. RefSeq names its product apoptosis regulator BAX-like. Gene Ontology annotation, cellular component: mitochondrial outer membrane. Gene Ontology annotation, molecular function: protein heterodimerization activity; channel activity; protein homodimerization activity. The coding region runs from base 159 to 713 and encodes 184 amino acids. Gene Ontology annotation, biological process: mitochondrial fusion; release of cytochrome c from mitochondria; intrinsic apoptotic signaling pathway in response to DNA damage. NCBI's taxonomy places the organism in Eukaryota, Metazoa, Chordata, Aves, Gruiformes, Gruidae. The transcript is spliced from 6 exons. The record is from RefSeq and is a predicted model, not a curated record.
UGUGUCCCCCCCCCAACCCCCUUGGGGACCCCCAAAGGAAUUGGGGAGCCCUAAAGGAAUGUCGCUGUGCCACCCUGCUUUGCCCCACCCCAUGGCGCGGGGGGGGGGGACACGGGGGACGGGACACCCGGCUGGCCCUGUGGGUCCUGGGGUGCAGGAUGGAGGAACGGGAGAGUGGGGGGCUCCUGGAGAUCCCAUGGGGGGCAGGCACCGAGAGUAUCUCCUGCAUCGUGCGGAUCGGGGCCGCCCUGCUCCGGGGCUUUGUCCUUUCCCUGCUGGAGCAGGACACGGGCUUGCCCCGGCGCGUUCCCCCCCAGGAACUGGGGGGCGAAGUAGAGGACGAGACCGCCGUGAGCUCGUUGUGCGCGGCCGUCCUCUGUAUUUGGGGACACCUGAGCCAGGACCCCGAGAUGGACAGCUUGGUGGGGGCCCUGGCCGGCUGCCCCCCGUUACCCGCCUUGGCUGGGGUCUCGGAGCAGCUUUUCCAGGACGGCAUCAACUGGGGGCGAGUCGUCGUCUUCUUCUACUUCACCUAUCGGGUGGUCCGGCAGGCGCUGUGGGGUGACCACCCUGUCCGGACCAUCCUCGACUGGGCCGUAUCCUUCCUGCAGCGGCAUCUCUCCGCCUGGAUCCAGCGCCAGGGGGGCUGGGGCUCCAUCCUCAGCUACAGCCCCCUGCAGCCCCCCCGUGCCAUGGGGAGCCCCGAGAAGUAAAGGAUGGAGCUGGUCCCUGGGGGGGUGGGGGGGUGCUGGCCCCCCAAUCCCUCCCCCCUCCGGUUUCUGGAGCAACGGAAACCCCGACUCAGCACCUCCACGGGGCCAAGUUCCUCUUUUAUGGCCCCCCAGGGCUGAAUCAGCUCCUUUGCCCCCCCCAAUAACCUCCGUUCAUUAAAUUCCAGUUAACGA